This is a messenger RNA of Oryzias melastigma (Indian medaka), 4624 nucleotides long. RefSeq names its product bone morphogenetic protein/retinoic acid inducible neural-specific 3a, tandem duplicate 1 (gene brinp3a.1). Lineage: Eukaryota; Metazoa; Chordata; Actinopteri; Beloniformes; Adrianichthyidae. The transcript is spliced from 8 exons. The record is from RefSeq and is a predicted model, not a curated record. The coding region runs from base 739 to 3051 and encodes 770 amino acids. Gene Ontology annotation, biological process: negative regulation of mitotic cell cycle; positive regulation of neuron differentiation.
CAUCCAUUUGAACGACAGGUGCCUUCAGUCAGAGUCGUCUAACAUCUUGGACCAUCCCCGCAUCUCCCAGCCCUCCCUUCCCGAACACCUCCUACUCACACUUCCUCCAGCCAACCGGAAGUAUCCUUGCUUUCUCGCUGCUGGAAUAAAUUAAAUUGGAAGAAGAGGCACCGAAUGAAGUGAGAGAGGGAGAGGGAGAGAGAGAGAGCGCGCCCCGAAUGUCAUUCACGCGCCCCGUGCGCAGCGAGUCCAGUCACCGCCUGCAUCAUCCACGGCGGCUCUCCGUGCGCUUUUGCGUGCGCCAGGAGCUGGGAUGAGUUAGGAGGGACAGCAUCCCCUGCACCGCUUCCCCACGCGCGCGCGCUGACUUCUCCUCCAUCCUCUGAAGUGGAAGCCCCCCUCAUCCUGCUGCGCACCUCCGGACGCUCUCAGCUGGAAAUACAACACAGUGAAAGUGAGGAGCUCGCUCUGUGGACGCGGAUGUCUACUUCUGUGUAGUUUAACUUGCACAGGCGCAAAUUGGUUUCGUUUGCGCCACACCAGAGAGGGGGAACAAUCAUUUCAACGCUGCGCAGUCCGUGCGCUCAGCUGAGCUCAACUUCCAGGCUGAACACAUUGAGGACUUUUUUCUUCUGGAAAUUAAUUUCUAUCAUUCCUGGACUGAUAGACUUGCAGCAUAAGCAAGACUCAUCGGGAGUGCAGUGAGAAUGAGGAGUCACCGGGGCCGGGGGAAGCAGCAUGAGUGGCCCGUGCAUCUCCAUUAGACUGUCGGCCCUCAUGUUUCCAUGGACGUGGUUAACACUGAGCCUGCUCCAGAGCUGCUUGAUCGCAGGGGCCGCGGCGGCGGACUCUGCCGGGGCCGGCUUCAGCGGCUCCGCCGGGCCCCUGGGCUGGCUGCUGUCAGAGAAGGGUCCCUUUCACAACUCCCAGGAGUUUGUUGAUUUCUCAGAGCGCUACCAGCAGGGAUUCACCACCAAGUACAAGAUAUACAGGGAGUUUGGACGUUGGAAGGUGAACAGUUUGGCCCUGGAGAGACAAGAAAACAAUGGCUUUUCCAUACCGCUGGAUGCCGAGUUCCUCCAGACUAUUAGGCAGCUGGGCAGGAGGCCCAGUCAAAGUGCCAUCAUUGACAACAUUAUCAGGAAAUAUGGAACCCACUUCCUGCUUUCUGCUACGUUGGGAGGGGAAGAGUCAUUAAUGAUCUUUGUGGACAAGCGGAAGUUGAGUCGGACAUCUGAAGGGAGUGAAUCCAAUGGCACAGCUGUGACGCUGGAAGCUCUGCACCAGCUGGCCGCCUCCUACUUUAUCGACAGGGAGAGCACCCUGCACAAGCUGCACCACAUCCAGAUUGCCUCCACUGCCAUCAAGGUGACCGAAACAAGGACGGGUCCUCUUGGAUGCAGUAACUAUGACAACCUCGACUCUGUCAGCUCCGUUUUGGUUCAGAGCCCUGAAAACAAGAUUCAUUUGCAAGGUCUCCAGGCAAUACUCCCCGAGUAUCUGAAAGCCAAGUUUGUGCAGGCUGCUCUCAGCUACAUAGCCUGUAAUGAGGAAGGACAGUUUGUGUGCCGGGACAAUGACUGCUGGUGCCGGUGUGCCGUCGACUACCCACGCUGUAAUUGCCCUGAGGUGCAUCUGAAGGCUAUGGAAGCCAGCUUACUGCAAAUCCAAGAUUCCUGGUACAUGGCCAACCAAGAAUUUGAAGAGUCAGAUGAGUUUCAGAACUUUGUUCGGAGGCUUCCCACUUUCUACGCCCUGAACUCGUCCGCCAUCCAGUACUUCUGGAAGAUGGAGCCAUCCGUUCAUCAGCGCUACAAACAGCUGGAGCUCAGCAGCCAGCAGCUCCUGAGCAAAGCCCGGCGCAUCAUCAACAAGCUCUUCACCCUCAGCAAGAGGUGUCAAACUCAGCCCCAAAUUAUCAUGCUGAGGGAGAGGCCCUUCAGCUACUGGCUGAACUACAUCCUCUCCAUCAUGUACUGCAGUGAAAACAAUCACGUCGGCUCCUACUUGGAGGAGACCCGCAGCUGCUCCUGCCCCUACGAACACCCCCCUUGCCAGAGUGUGAUACCGUGCACGGUGGGGGAGGGCACCUCCUGCGCGUCCUGCUCUUAUGAAAACCGCUCCCGCUGCGCCACCUGCAACCACGGCUACAUGCUGAGUCAGGGCAUGUGCCGGAACGAGGUGCCGGACUCCACUGACCACUACAUCGGCUUCGAGAUCGACCUGCAGGACAUAGAGCUGCGCUACCUCCUGCAGCGGCGCGACAACCGUAUCAGCAUCCACGGAAUCUUUGUCAGCAACGACGUCAGGCUGAACAACUGGUUUGACCCUUCGUGGAGGAAGAGGAUGCUGCUUACACUCAAAAGUAAUAAAUAUAAGUCGAAUCAUGUCCACAUGCUUUUGGGGAUUUCUCUGCAGGUCUGCCUUACUAGGAACAGCACACUGGAUCCCAUGCUAUCCGUCUAUAUCAAUCCGUUUGGGGGCAGCCACUCGGAGAGUUGGAUCAUGCCCAUUGACCAAAACAACUACCCAGACUGGGAGAGGACUAAACUAGACCUUCCCCAUGACUGCUAUAACUGGACUUUGGCUUUAGGUAACAAGUGGAAGACAUUUUUUGAGACUGUGCACUUUUACCUACGGAGCCGGGUCAGAGGGCCCUCGAGUAAUGGAAACGGAACGGUGUAUUAUGAACCCUUGGAAUACCUUGAACCGGGACAAAAUUUCGGCUACAUGAAGAUAAAUAGCAUCCAGGUGUAUGGCUAUAGUAUGCACUUUGACCCUGAGGCGAUCCAAGACUUGAUUCUCCAGCUGGACUACCCCUACACUCAGGGCUCGCAGGAUUCGGCCCUACUGCAGCUGCUGGAGAUCCGGGACCGGGUCAACCGGCUCUCCCCACCCGGAGCUCAGCCUCUUGAUCUCUUCUCCUGUCUGUUGCGGCACAGGCUCAAACUGUCAACCACAGACGUUGCCAGGAUCCAGGCAGCCCUGCAGACUUUCAGUGCCAAGCAGCCGCACUCCAUAGAAUACGAGACAACCAAAUUGUGUAGCUAAUAAGUGGGCAGAUGACCAGGAGCACAGAUGGAGCGGUUAUCCCACGGGCCUGAUGAUGGUAAAGAGCAAUUCUGAAGCUGUUCAGUGGACAAUUUGGGGACAUUUUCUAUGUUAUUGCGAGUCUCAGCAGUGUAGUUGAGAUUCUCACAUCGGCUUUUCCUAUAAAUUUGUAUAACACCCUAGAGUUAAAGAGGAUUUCACCACACUUGCCUCACAGCUUUUCACUCCUGCUGAACUUUGACAGAUCAUAACACAGAUUUAAAGCCCUGCCAUCACUCUUAAGUUGCCAGUGGUGCAAUGUUUGCAGCUUACACAGAUGUCAGUCACUUACAUGCAUUAAGAAAAGUUUUUGCUGAUAAAUACAAGCAAUGUAAUCAUCUUACAAACACAGGCAUUAUGUUUUUUGUUUUUUUUAAUUAGAAUCAUUUUUUUGGUCAAUUGUUUUUUGUUUGUUUUUUUCAUUAUUACUAUACAACACAAUCUGCUUGGUUCUUAUUUUUUUCCAUCCUCAAACAGAUCGCAUUUUUCAAAAGUCUGCUUUGAAUUUUAUAAGAAAAAAACUGAAAUAAAGUUAAAGAACCAGAGAUGUUUGAUGCAGAUUUACAAAGGAGAAUCAAUGUACCAUAUUCAUGAUAUAUGUUACAUGUGCUUUUAUUUUUAUAAUGCUGUUGUUUGUGAUGGAAAAAUGACAAAAACACUGUCUAUAAAAUGUAAAGUACAACUUUGUUAAUACACUGAAUAAAAUACAUUUUUAUGUGUGGUCUAGAAGCAUAUCAGGUACAUUGGGGAGUCAUAGCUACACUCAUCAUAGCCACUGGAUUCCAUAAGUAAUCUUCCAUAAGUACGUCAAAAUUAAUGUGUUUUGCAAAGGUUUUUUUUUAAUUAAAAAAUACUUUUCAGGGCUCCUAAAAAAGUAUUUAAAACAUAAAAUUUAUAAAUUAAAAAUAAUAUCUUUAACUGCUUUAUUUUAUUUUUUUUAAGAAUUUUGAUAUUUGAGCUUUAAAUAUUGUGCUUUUUUGAAACUUUUGGAUUUCACAUGACUUGCCAAAACAUUUUUUUAUGAUGACCAUUUUGAUCAAAUAAUGGAAAUAAAGAGCGACAGAACCAAUCUUAAUGCUGUGUGUCCAACGCCAGUUAAUAAAUAAACAGGAAAAAGCUGCUACGAUAUCAGGACAGAGACUACAAACAAGGCAAGAACUAAGAAGCUACAGUUUUGAUCAUGAGGAAAUGCAAAUUUAACAUGAAUUAGAUGGAUAAAAUAUUUUUAUUUAAGUAUUAAAGAAUCAUUUUUUUCCUAAUUUUUGUUUUUUAUAUCAACUUUUGAAUUUAAUUAUUUUAAUUUCUUAUUGUUUUCUUACUGUCAAGAAAUUCCCAAUGUUGUUAAAAAAUAAUUUUUAUUUAAAUCAAACAUUUUAUGAAUAUCCAAAUGAAUGUGGGUCGUUUUGACCCUCUAAAGGUGCAGCUUGGAAACAAAACAAACACUUUUUUAUUAUUAUUAUCAGAGGCUAAGUAAAAAUAUUAGUGACAUUAAAAUUCCAAGUUUUCUAAAAGUUUGUUUAGUAAAAAAAAAAAA